CGGACGGUGUCCACCCUUGGGUUUUGUUUGCACUCAGGUCCACCGCUAAGCGACUGCAAGCGUCGUAUGACCCAAUGGCGCGAGGCGGAUACAUGACCAAGAGAGGGGGGAGCGCCUCCAUCUGUAUGUGAGGGGUCUCUAGCAUACAGCGUGGAACCCCCGAUGUGACUGUGGCGGCGACGGUGCCUGCACGUGGGACACGCGUGGAUAAUGGGCGUGGACGGCGGGAAAUGGUUAUAAACUGGGUAUAUGGCUGCCCGUCUGGAAAGAUGUCUCGGUUUGUCUGGUCAGUCGUUUUGCCCCGGCCUAGUCACUUGUCACAAUGCAUGCUCGCUAUCUCUUGGGUUGUUUCGCCGCUGCGGUGGCCGCACCAGCUGUGUCGGCUGCCCCAGCGUCGGCCCACAAAGCUGGAUCCUCCGAGUCGAUCGCAAACAUGAAAGACAAGAUUAAGAAUGUCGUUCUGCUGGUCAUGGAAAACCGAUCCGUCGACAACGUGCUGGGCGGACAGACUAUCAAGGGCCUGGAGAACCCCAUCAACAAUGGACCUUUCUGCAACCCCGUCAAUACCGCCGAUAAGUCUGACGGGGAGGCGUGCAGCGAGGCAAGCUCGUACGAUUCGAUCCUGAACGACCCCGAUCAUUCUAUCACCGGCAAUAACGUCCAGUUCUACGGCGACUUUGCUCCGGAUAACAAGGCAAUUGCCGACGGCACGCUAACCCCCACACAGAAGGGAUUCCUGCAGGAGCAGCUUCGCUCGUAUCCUUCGGACAAUGAGACCCACCUGGCGAAGCAGGUUAUGAACUACUAUACCGAGGCGCAGGUUCCUGUCCUCACUUCCAUGACGCAGAAUUUCGUGGUGUUCAACCACUGGCACUCGGAUAUUCCAGGGCCGACCAACCCCAACCGCAUCUCCCUGCUCUCAGGCACCUCAGCCGGACACGGGAAAAACGAUGCGUCAAUGAGCACAAUCAUACACGGUAUCAAACACCGCUCGAUCUUCCAGCAGCUGUCAGAGUCAGAUCGCACCUGGGCGAACUACUACACAUGGGCCGUCCUCGCCGACGCGCAAUUCUUCGACUGGACCUGGACAAGCUUCAACGCGCUCAAGGCCAAACCAUUCUCCAAAUUCUACAAAGCCGCCGAAAAGGGCGAGCUCCCAGACUUCACCUACCUCAACCCCUCCUGCUGCGGCAAGGGCACCAACUCCAUGCACCCGACGGGCCUAAUCUCCGACGGCGAGACGCUCCUCAAAGACGUCUACGACGCCCUCCGCGCCAGCCCCCAGUGGAACUCGACCCUCUUCAUCGUCACCUUCGACGAAACAGGCGGCUUCCACGACCACGUCCCGCCCCCGCUGGCCGUCCGCCCCGACGACGAAACUUACACCGAGAAAGCCGCCGACGACUCCGAGUACACCUUCGAGUUCAAUCGGCUAGGCGGCCGCGUCCCCACCUUCCUCAUCUCGCCGUGGGUCGGGGAAGGCUUCGUCGAGCAGAAGGGUAAGACUAGCGCCGGCGACACUGCGUCCUACUCUGCUUCGUCGAUUCUGCGCACACUCGGCUACCUAUGGGACUUUGAGCCGUUUACUCCGCGCGUGGAGCACGCCCCGUCUUUUGAUCACUUGAUUCGUGGGUCGAUGCGUGAUACCCCGAGUGCUAUGCCUGGCGUGGUUCCGUUUGGGGGGCAUUGAUGCCCUCUUUUUUUUAGUCUUCAAUCAUGGGACCAGGAAAUUAGAUUAUAUGUGCGGAGAAAGGCCGGAGCUAGCAAUAUAUAUAUAAAUGAUAAUGAUAUCACUGCAUCCAGCAAUUCACCCACCUAUCAAAGUGUGAGCCGUGCCCUAGUCGGAUGGAACGCCGUUGGUGGUACCGCAUGUAGGCGGGGUCUGAAAAGAGGGGUUACU
Aspergillus candidus is the source of this 1900-nucleotide messenger RNA. RefSeq names its product phosphoesterase superfamily protein. The transcript is spliced from 2 exons. The record is from RefSeq and is a predicted model, not a curated record. Bases 323 to 1690 code for a protein of 455 amino acids. Gene Ontology annotation, molecular function: hydrolase activity, acting on ester bonds. Lineage: Eukaryota; Fungi; Ascomycota; Eurotiomycetes; Eurotiales; Aspergillaceae. Gene Ontology annotation, biological process: phospholipid catabolic process.